AUGAACUCUAAGAGGAAGAAUGACGAGGAGAUGAAGAAGAGUAAGGAGGAUGAUGAUGAGAUUACGAGAAAGAGGAAUGAGAGGAAGGAGAGGCGAGAGAGGCUGACGAUUUUGUCCAAGCAGAGAAAUGCUGAUGAGUUGGCCAAGAAGAGGAAUGCUGAGAAAAGGAAGUCGAAAAAGAACAAUGAGGAGGAGGACGAGGACGAGGAGACUAAGGAGGAGGAGGAGACUUUGGAGAAGGACGAGGAGACUGAGGAGGAGGACGAGGAAACUAAGGAGGAGGAUGAGGAGACCGGGGAGGAGGACGAGGAGACCGGGGAGGAGGACGAGGAGACUGAGGAGGAGGACGAGGAGACUGAGGAGAAUGACAAGAACGAUGAUUUGCGCCCCACGCCAAAAGCCUCUCGCAAAUUGAGUUUUGAUCGCCUAGAGGAGAAGAAUGAUGAUGUGCACGACAAUGAUCAUGUGCAUGACAAGGAUCGCCCAGAGGAGGUGGAGGAGGAGAAGAAUAAGGAGAAGGAGGUGGAGGCUGAGAAGAAUAAUGAUGAUAUGCAGGACGAGGAUUCGCUCCCUAUGCCCCAAUCCUCUCCCAAAUUGAAGGAUGUGGAUGAGGAUAAGAAUAAGGAGAAGGAGGUGCUGGACGAGGAGAACAAAGAGGUGAAGGUAAAAGCUGAGAAGAAUAAGGAGAAGGAGGAGAAGAAGAAGAAUGAUGAUGUGCAGGACGAGGAUUCGCUCCCUACGCCCCAAUCCUCUCCCAAAUUGAAGGAUGUGGAUGAACAUAAGAAUAAGGAGAAUGAGGUGCUGGAGGAGGAUAACAAAGAGGUGGAGGUAAAAGCUGAGAAGAAUGACAAGGAAAAGAAAGAGGAGGUGGAGGAGGAGACUAAGAAUGUCAAGGACGAAGAUUUGCCCCACGUUCCAAAGGAGAAGAAAGAGGAGGUGAAGGAGGAGAAAAAUAAGGAGGAGGAGACUAAGGAGAUUGUGAAGGAUGUGAUUGUGGAGACUGAGGAGAAGAAGAAGAAGAAGGAGAAGAAUAAGGAGAAUGGGGUGAAUGAUGUGAAAGAAUUGACUCCAUCACAAUUUGUUGGUACAAGUUUUCAGAGAAAGAAGAUGAAGUCGAAACAAUUGGGGGAUUACACCGACCCUGGUGGGAAAAGGUUUAAACUAAAUGAUUCGGUUAAGGUUAAUCCGAUGUUACGAAUUGACGAGGAAAAAAUGAAGACAUUCAAGAAAUGGUUAAAGAGUGAUGGAAAGGAUUUCAAGGAUUUGACGGAGAUAGAUGCAAUCUGUCAUCUAAUGAGACGAAGGGUUGCGGAGUUCCCUAAGACAUAUCCAAGAAAUUUCUCAAUUGCUGACUCUAAAUUCUCUCAGAAGAUGAUGACUCGCUAUGAUAUGUUUACCCCGAAUCCUGCAGACUACCAAUUCGAAGAUUUCAUGGAAUACUUAGUUGGUGAAGGAAGUAAUCCUUGGAAUAUUGUUGAUAUAAUAUAUAAUAUGUUCCCAAAGGAUGAAUAUGACGACUUCAUGAAACCGAUGUGUGUAAUGGUGUCGUACUUUCUUGAACAGGGAUUCACCAUAGGCGAUAAGGAAAGGUUUCCACGGAUGAAAUUGGAUAGGAUGUCAUAUUCCAUAAUACCACACUCAACAGUCCCAAAGACAACCAAAAGUGGGGACUGUGGGGUUUUUACUAUUAUGCAUUUGGAAUACCUUACUGCCUUAUAG
Messenger RNA from Impatiens glandulifera, 1719 nucleotides. RefSeq names its product DNA ligase 1-like. The record is from RefSeq and is a predicted model, not a curated record. Lineage: Eukaryota; Viridiplantae; Streptophyta; Magnoliopsida; Ericales; Balsaminaceae. The transcript has 6 exons. Bases 1 to 1719 code for a protein of 572 amino acids.